Messenger RNA from Castor canadensis (American beaver), 840 nucleotides. NCBI's taxonomy places the organism in Eukaryota, Metazoa, Chordata, Mammalia, Rodentia, Castoridae. The record is from RefSeq and is a predicted model, not a curated record.
AUUCAUAAGAAAAAUGACUCUUUUGUCUUUUAGGCCCUUCUUACAUACAGGAGUGACCCAGUCAUGAGAAAAAUGCUGAAUCAUCUUGAUUUCUAUAUUAUGCCUGUGUUUAACGUUGAUGGAUACCAUUUUAGCUGGACCCACGAUCGAUUCUGGAGAAAAACAAGGUCAAAGAACUCAAGGUCUCGUUGCCGUGGAGCUGAUGCCAAUCGUAACUGGAAAGUGAAAUGGUGCGAUGAAGGAGCCUCUGUGCACCCUUGUGAUGACACAUACUGUGGUCCUUUUCCGGAGUCUGAGCCAGAAGUGAAGGCUGUAGCUAACUUUCUCCGAAAACACAGAAAGCAUAUUAGAGCUUACCUCUCUUUUCAUGCCUAUGCUCAGAUGUUGCUGUAUCCCUAUUCCUAUAAAUAUGCGACAAUCCCCAAUUUCAGCUGUGUGGAAUCUGCAGCUUAUAAAGCUGUGAAAGCACUUCGCUCAGUACAUGGGGUACGGUACAGAUACGGACCUGCGUCCAGUACAUUGUAUGUAAGCUCUGGUAGCUCAAUGGAUUGGGCUUACAAAAAUGGAAUACCCUAUGCAUUUGCUUUUGAACUGCGUGACACUGGACAUUUUGGAUUUUUGCUCCCAGAGAUACUCAUCAGACCACCUGCACAGAGACCAUGCUGGCUGUGAAGAAUAUCACAAUGCAUCUGUUAAAGAAGUGUCCCUGAGAGGGCCGAAGGGUCAGACCAGACCAGAGAGAGCUGCUCUGACCAAAAGCUGCUAAGCCCAGGGUGGAAAUUGUUUUUAAGGAGAAAGGGAACUGUUUAGACUGAACAUAUCUAUGGACUUUAAAAAGCC